CCAAUGGCAGCUUCUCAAAGAGCUAAAGAUAAGUUAGUGUUUCUCUGUUCACAACACUUCAUGGAGCCAGUGUUAUGCUGUGGAUCAACACAAGGAGAAGUCAUUUCCUCACAGUUUGGUAGCAACUGAAAGCAGAGAUCUUUAUGGAUCAAGAAAGUCGCUCGCGUGCAGGAGAACCGACAGUCCUCAUUGGUCGGGCUCUCCUGAGGCUGCGGGAUGCUGUCGCCAUGAUGAUGUCAAGUGUCCAUCAGAGAGUCAUACGGAGCAUUGUUUUGUUCUUUAUCAUCUCGCUGAUCCUGUGCCUCGCUGCCUUCUUAUACGGGAGCUUCUACUACUCGUACAUGCCCUUGUCGUCUUUUUUGACACCUGUUCACUAUUACUACAGGUCAGACUGUGAAUCUCCCAACUCUUUUAUGUGCACUUAUCCAGUGGCCAACAUCUCUCUGAUGAAGAACAAUAAACCUGUGCUGUCGUUUGGCCAGGCCUAUCAGAUCUCUUUGAUCCUGGAGAUGCCUGAGUCUCUAGCCAAUCAGGAGCUUGGGAUGUUUAUGAUCAGGACGACCUGUUUCUCUCAGGAGGGAGGCCCGGUCGCCUCCUCUGCUCGCACUGCAAGGCAACCGCUGUCCACCUCCAGCUCUCGCUUCAGCAUGCUGCGAUAUCGCUCAGAGCUGCUGAGGACGUUGGGAACGCUGCUGUUCCUCCCUGCCUUCUUGACCGGAGCCACUGAGCAGAAACAAGUGCUGGAGGUGGAGCUCUUCUCCGACUACACAGACGACCCUUAUGCCCCCUCCGUCACAGCCGUCAUUGAGAUCCUGUCCACCAGGGUGCAGAUCUACUCAUCUGAGUUCUAUGUUCAUGCUCAUUUCAAGGGAAUUAGAUACUUGUUGUUCUACUUCCCUGUCAUAUCGGCCCUGGUGGGCGUGUCCAGUAACUUCAUCUUCCUCAGCGUCCUCUUCAUCCUCAGCUACGUGAGGCUGCUGAUGAGAAAGGAGUGGAAAGUGGAGCAGGCGGGAGGACAAGCACAGCUGACAACACUCAGAACAGAUGGACCUGAGUCAGAGAGGGAAAAGAACAUGAACAACAACCAGCAAGAGGAUGAAAAAGAUGUUGCUGCGGGUACGGCAGAGCUGCUGGAACCCCUCCAGGUAACCCCCACAAAUCAGAGCUGGAAGAGGCCCGAUUGCACUGUGGCGCCAGCACAGAGCAGCAGAACAUAAAUACACGUUGUCAGGAGGAAAUAAAUGAAUUAGAGGCAGCCCGAGGACAUUAGAGAAGAAGAGAGAGGAAACAAAGAGAGCAGGAUGUAAUGAUCAAGAUUUAAGAGCGAUAUGUGGUUGAAAAUUACUCCGAAAGAGUAAAUCCAAUACUGACAGGAAUCCUGAGGGAUGAACUUUACUUUCAAAUGUUUUCAAUAUAAUUGUCAAAGCAAAAUGUAAAAUUAUAAUUAAAACAUAUUGGGCAAACUAUGCAUCGUUUUUAAUGUACAAAAAUAAUUUUAAUUGAUUGAAUUUUAUGUCAAAAUGCUUGUGUCUUGUCCUGUCUAGAAUCUACUCUGUUUACCUGCUGCAAUAAACCUUUUAAAAACC
Hippoglossus stenolepis (Pacific halibut) is the source of this 1586-nucleotide messenger RNA. Its product is annotated as seipin. The transcript has 10 exons. The record is from RefSeq and is a predicted model, not a curated record. Gene Ontology annotation, biological process: lipid droplet organization; lipid storage. Gene Ontology annotation, cellular component: endoplasmic reticulum membrane. NCBI's taxonomy places the organism in Eukaryota, Metazoa, Chordata, Actinopteri, Pleuronectiformes, Pleuronectidae. The coding region runs from base 144 to 1217 and encodes 357 amino acids.